This is a messenger RNA of Prorocentrum cordatum, 2070 nucleotides long. NCBI's taxonomy places the organism in Eukaryota, Dinophyceae, Prorocentrales, Prorocentraceae. The record is from the annotation of a GenBank genome assembly.
AGCAAACCAUUCGACGGCUCAAAGCGGGCAUUUUUUGCCGAGCAUCUGAAGUCCACCAUCCAGGAUGAGCAUGUGGCGGGGUUGGACUGGAGCAACGCAGUCCUCACUUGUGGAUCCACGUGCAGGGUACGGUCUGACGCAGGCUGUGUACGAUGGGCUGAUGGGGCAUCGCGUGAAGGACAAUCACGUCUUCACCGCAAGGAUGUGUGCCGCAUCGCGCUGUCUGGAGAGCUCGAGGCGAGACCGGCUCUUCGCAGACCCUGUGAGUGAGCUCCUGGCGGGCUGGGAGGGGAUGGAGGCACCCAUGGGAAGCUGGAUACUCAUCCCACGAACAAGUUACGGCGAUGGCGUUCUCCAGAGGGCCUACCACACCGACGCCCGCACCGCGGCUCGGCAGCUGGUGCUGCUGGGCGCCGGCAUGGACUCGCGCGCCUACAGGCCGGAGCUGAACGUGCCAGAGCUCAGGGUCUUCGAGGUGGACCACGGCGAGAACUUCCGGGUGAAGGAGGCCAUCCUGCAGCACCCCGCCGUGCAGGCCGCCUUCCCCCUCGCGGUCGCGUCGCGCCAGGUGGUGAGCACAGAUUUCGCAGAGGCUGGCCAGGCAGAGGACUGCCAGCCCCGCUGGGCUCGUGACCUGUGCGCGGCGGGGUUCGACCCAGGGGUUCCCAGCGUCUGGCUCCUGGAAGGCCCGCGGAGGGAGGGGGGCGGGAUGGUUUCUGGAAGAAGGGAAAGAAGAAGGGAAAGAAGAACUCGUCAUGCCACCUCCGUCCGCCGAGGCGGGGGAGGGAGGAGGCCGGAGCAGGGGAGGAGGACGGAGAGCCGUCGAAGGCUUGAUGAUGUACCUCACCGUGCCUCAGCAGACGCGGCUGGCGCGCACGAUCGGGCAGCUCAGCUGCCCCGGCUCCGUGGUUUUUCACGAUGCCAUCUCGGCUUCGUACGUCAGCAAGCGCAUCUCCGUGGCAGGGGCGCCCUUCGUCGGCGGCCUCAACGACUACCUGGGCUUCUGGAGGCAGCAGGGGGGCUUCUCGGGGGAGCAGGGCGCCGUUCGGAGCGUCAACGACCUGCGGGUGGACCGGUGGCACGGGCGGCUGAACGUCUGGCCGCCGAGGAACGACGAGGUGGUAGGAGCAUGCGCGCGAGGGGAGGACGUGACGAUGUUCGUGGAGGCAUGGAAGUAGGGGGCCAGCACCUCUCUUCAUGGCCGACGGCUAACCCAGGAAUGGAAGGUGAUGCUUUUCAUGGUCCCCAGCCUGACCCGGUCUGGGUCAGCCAGCCUCGGGCUGCUUCAAGAUUCCUGCUCCAGGUGCGCCGACAUGAGAGGCGGUGCAGCCUAUCGUCCCCACUUGCUUUCGGAGUCUCGCAACUCCAUGUUGAGACAUGUGUAGUGCGACCCUGCAGGUUCUGACAUGCCCCCCAGGUAGUGGGCGCAGUCGCUCAAUACUUUGUUAUCGCCAGCAUCCAUUAUCCAUCAACUCAGAGCCUGCUCCCAGAGGGCUGGUCAGCCUACAGAAGCCUUGCCAAACAGUCCAAUCGGUAUCCUAGCACGCCGCAAUGUGCCGAGGGCACUGUGGUGGAUUGUUGAAGAAUGUACCGAACACCAAUAUUCGCUCUGCUGCUGUGCGUGGCCAGGCUUUUUUUGCACCCUGACGAUACGUCAUUGUCAGAAGGCGCUCCUUUCACCCGGCUGGGCCUAGGUGAAGACUUGGUUCCAGUCUCGCUUGUACAGUUGUUAUUUUUCUGUGUGCCAGUACGUGCAUUAUGACAGCAGUGCUCGGCACAAGUUUUCUGCAUCGUCUUUAUAGCUCUGCAGCUGCGAGCCCUGACGACGUGUUGUUGUCGCAAGUGGUUCUUGGCGCGCCCCAGUGCCAUGUCGUGCUUCUUACCAGACAGUUACGAUGUGUAUUUCCCAGGGGCGGCCCUUCCUUGUAACGCAACGCAAGCUAUAAAAUCGCACCCGCUCAUUCCAGAGAGGCCAACCAAGUCACCAAGCAGUCCAGCUUAUCUCGAGAAUCUUGUGAUCGAUGUCGUGGGAAGACCAAUGUCCCUCCUCGCUCAUUGCUCAACCGCUCC